Molecule: messenger RNA, 245 nt
Organism: Drosophila sechellia
Lineage: Eukaryota; Metazoa; Arthropoda; Insecta; Diptera; Drosophilidae
Gene: Sfp33A4
Product: Seminal fluid protein 33A4
Exons: 1
Coding region: 10-156 (48 amino acids)
Source: RefSeq, a predicted model, not a curated record
UCUGCAACGAUGCAUUACUAUAUUCCUAUUGCGUUUUGCCUGUUCGCUCUUUUGGAUUUGACAAACGGGGUGAACGAAAAGGAAAGUUCUACCUAUUGUUUACCCUAUGGUGUGUGCUGGGAUAAAAGAUUUAAUAUGUGGCCCAAGGGAAAGUAAAGAAAAAAGCUUGUGACUUGUAAUCAUGAUACCAGAAAAAGAUACCAAGUAACUUUCGAUAAUAAAGUUGGUUUUUUUUUUUUACGCUA